Daphnia carinata is the source of this 890-nucleotide messenger RNA. RefSeq names its product coiled-coil domain-containing protein 28A-like. The record is from RefSeq and is a predicted model, not a curated record. The transcript has 5 exons. Lineage: Eukaryota; Metazoa; Arthropoda; Branchiopoda; Diplostraca; Daphniidae. Bases 253 to 819 code for a protein of 188 amino acids.
GCAACAAUAAUAAUAAGCGCAGACACGCUAACAAGAACUUACGCCCCCCAGCCUCUGCCCUUCAGCACUCUUCUCCUUUUGGUAGAAGAAACUAAAGGAACCCUUCGAGUGAGAAAGGGCAUCAUUCGAAGUCAGCCGACUACGGUAAACAAACAUGGCAUUUUGACAUUCACGUCCCAGUUCCAGUUCCUUCACUGGAAACAAUCUUCUUUGUUCAACAGACAUAAUUGGCGCAAUUUAAAAUUGAAGAUCAUGGAGGACAGUCAUCAUAACAAUAGGGAACGGACGAAGAAAAGCCCACAUCCAAUUCCCGAAGUAAAAAUACAAAUUGAUUGUUCUUCCCGCACCUCUUCUAGUCACAAUCACAGAGGGGCCUCUUCAGAUGGAACUCUGACUGAGAAUUCAUCCUCUGAAACACCAUGGAGUCGGGAAGCCAAACGAACAAAAAUAUUUCACCCCAAACCUCCAAGGAAGGCUAAGGAGUUGUUCCCAGAAAGUUCGCACAGUUCCCACUCGUUCCUUGCAGAUGUGGCUGACAUGAGAAAUAUGGAGACGGCGCUCAUUCAACUAGUCAACGACUUCCAUUCUGGCAAACUCCAAGCAUUCGGUCGUCACUGCAGCACAGAACAAAUGGAGGCUAUUAGAGAUCAGCAGGAGAAAUUGGCGAGAUUGCACUUUGAACUCGGGGCGCAACACGAUGUUAACGCUCAGCAGACAUCGGACAACAUGAAUGAACUAGUAUCUGCGUUGGAACACCUCUCCCAAACCAUUGAACAAUUACAUCCACACUCUAGCCAGAGCCAAAGCGAUUCAAACUAGCAAGCUCAGGGCUGUGUACAGUAUCAAGAUCAUUAUUUUCAAAUUUGAUAUUACAUUUUUUGGUGCAUUUU